Messenger RNA from Candida albicans SC5314, 2274 nucleotides. RefSeq lists its product as uncharacterized. Bases 1 to 2274 code for a protein of 757 amino acids. Gene Ontology annotation, biological process: transmembrane transport. The record is from RefSeq and is a predicted model, not a curated record. Gene Ontology annotation, molecular function: sulfate transmembrane transporter activity. Gene Ontology annotation, cellular component: membrane. The transcript has a single exon. NCBI's taxonomy places the organism in Eukaryota, Fungi, Ascomycota, Pichiomycetes, Serinales, Debaryomycetaceae.
AUGAAGAGAACCCCAAGAUCCGAUACUGUCUCCCCAGACAGGUCUAGACUUACAAGCCCAUCGCCAAGUAUACGCCAUAUCUCACAUACCAGAGUCAAUACCGAAAGGCUGUACUUGCUCCACAAAGAUAGCACCCCACAAGUGGCUGAUGCAGAAUCGAUCAUCUACCAAGACGAGUAUACGCCUGCAAAUACCCAUAACGUCGAAAGCUUGCUGUGGUCAGAGAUCCUUCCAUACUAUAUCCCAUGCUUAUCGUGGAUUGGCCAGUACUCUGUUGAGUUUUUCGUGGGUGACUUGAUUGGCGGAUUGAGUUUGGUGUUUUUCCAACUACCAUUAUCGUUAUCGUACGCAACUAGUUUGGCACACGUCCCUGUCACAUCAGGGUUGUACUCACUAGGCAUUUCUCCGUUGAUAUACCUUAUAUUUGGAAGUGUGCCACAAAUGAUUGUUGGACCUGAAGCCCCGAUUUCGUUGAUUGUGGGACAAGCAAUCGAACCUUUAUUACACCAUGCGAAAAAGGCGCAUCUCGAUCCCGUCGAGUACGUGGUAGCCAUCACAUUUGUCAGCGGCUCAACAUUGCUUGGUUUUGGGUUGGCCAGGUUCGGGUUUCUUGACAACGUAUUGAGUGCUUCCUUGUUGAAAGGGUUUAUUGCCGGUGUUGGUAUAGUCAUGAUCAUCACUUCCCUGAUAAUUGUUCUUGGAUUGGAAAAGCUAAUGAAACAGAUUUCUGACGACCCAAAUGAAAUGGAUAUACAUUCGCCAUUUGACAAAGUCAGGUUUCUCAUCCAGUACAUUGGACAACGCAACCAGCAAAGUCUCAACAUAGGGUUGGUGGGGUUUUUCAUUAUAUUUACCAUUCGGUUGUUUAAGAAGCACGCUGCAAAGCAGAACGGCAGACUUUACAAGUACGCAGUAUUUAUACCUGAGAUAAUGUUGGUGGUUGCCGGCUCAACAAUCCUCUGUCAGCACUAUCGAUGGGAUUUGGGUGGACUCCCCGUCAUAGGCAAGGUUCGAAACGAGGGAGACUUUAAAUUCUACAACCCUCUAUCCCUAUCCAAUCUACACUUGAUCAAAAAACUUUGCGCAUCGGGGUUUAUGUGCGCCAUGUUGGGGUUCUUCGAAUCAACAACGGCAUCAAAAUCGUUGGGGUCCAUGUACGACCUUCCCAUUUCGUCAAACCGUGAAUUGGUUGCCCUUGGCAGUAUCAAUAUAUUUGGCUCGGUUUUCGGGGCUCUACCAGCAUUUGGAGGGUACGGCAGAUCAAAAGUUAACGCCAUCUCUGCGAAAACAACUAUGCUGGGAGGAAUCAUGGGUAUCUGCACCUUGCUCACCAUCCACUUUUUGCUCAAAUAUUUAUACUUUGUCCCACAGUGUAUGCUUAGUGUGGUGGCAGCGGUUAUUGGUAUCCUGUUGAUCGAGGAAGCACCGUAUGAACUCUACUUUCAUUGGAAAACCAGAGGUAUUGACGAGAUUAUCACAUUCUGUGUCACCGUUGUUACCACGUUAUUCUUCUCCAUGGAGGGAGGCAUUGCCGUGGGAAUCGGGUACCUGCUUGUUCGAGUUGUCAAAAACUCGACAUUCUCUCGAAUUCAGAUUCUUGGCCGGUACCCCAACACAAACAAGUUUGUUAAUGCCGACAUCCCAGCAUACCAAACUAGCCAGGAAAAGGUUGCUGGGUCGUACCUAAACUUGUUUGAUGAUGCCCAACACAUGCAGUUGAACACACAAGUGCUUGAGGAAGUCGAAGGGUGUUUGAUAAUCAAGGUGCCAGAACCACUUACAUUCACCAACUGCAGUGACCUAACUACAAGACUAAAACGAGUUGAAAUGUACGGAUCUACAAGGGCGCACCCAGCACUGAAACGAAGCCGAGACAUAGGCAUGACAAAAUAUGUCAUUUUCGACUUGAAGGGGAUGUCUUCUCUCGAUUCAACAGCAGCAAAAAUUCUCAAAACAUUGUUAGAGGGGUAUAGGAAAAGAGGGAUACGCACAUGUUUUGUUAGAAUGAGCAGCGAUAAACAUUUACGGAAAAUGCUAGCCGACUCAGGGAUUUGUAAAUUGUUGAUUGAUGAUUUGACUGACUUAAAGUACUUUGCCAUCCAAGAAAUCGCCGAGCAGAAUUCACAGCCUUUAACAACGCCAGAAAUGGAAGCUAUGGUCGAGUGUUAUUCGUUGAUUGAAAGCAGCUCACACCCAUACUUUAACCAUAUCAGCGAUGCUUUGAAGGUUAUUGAUUGUUUUGAAACAAAUUAUGUAGACACUAUAGACGCGUAA